AUGUUCUCGACUCUUCUUCUCGCAGCACUGCUGCCCCUGAUACAGGCUGCACCAGCGCCUGCUGUGACGCCGGCCGCUCACCUGGAAGACAGGGCCAGCAAGUCUUGCACCUUUACGGAUGCCGCUGCAGUCUCCAAAUCCAAGGCGUCGUGUGCCACGAUCACUCUUAACAACAUUGCGGUACCUUCAGGCACCACGCUUGAUCUCACCAAGCUGAAUUCUGGGACUAAGGUCAUUUUCGCAGGCACUACCUCCUUUGGCUACAAGGAGUGGGAGGGCCCGCUCAUCUCGGUUUCCGGCACGGACAUCGAAGUAACUGGCGCCUCUGGGCAUGUUAUCGACGGCAACGGUGCCGCGUGGUGGGAUGGUGAAGGAAGCAAUGGCGGCAAGACCAAGCCAAAGAUGUUCUAUGCCCACUCCUUGAAGCAAUCCACCAUCCACAACCUGAAAGUCAAGAACACCCCUGUGCAAUUCAUGAGCAUCAACUCAGCCACCGAUCUCAAUGUCAUUGACGUGACCAUGGACAACUCGGCGGGUGCCAGCAAGGGCCACAACACCGACGCCUUUGACGUUGGCUCCUCCGAGAAUAUUUACAUCUCGGGAGCUGUCAUCAACAACCAGGAUGAUUGCUUGGCCAUCAACUCAGGAACCAACAUCACCUUCACCAGUGGGUCCUGCACCGGCGGCCACGGUCUGUCCAUCGGCUCUGUGGGCGGCCGCUCCGACAAUACUGUCAAGACCGUCUCCAUCACCAACUCCAAGAUCAUCAACUCGCAGAAUGGCGUGCGUAUCAAGACUGUCUACGACGCGACUGGUUCCGUGUCCGACGUUACUUACUCUGGAAUCACACUAAGCGGCAUUACGAACUAUGGCAUCGUCAUUGAGCAGGAUUACGAGAACGGCAGCCCCACUGGAACCCCUACGACCGGCGUGCCCAUCACCGGCCUUACUGUAUCCAAGGUUACUGGUUCUGUCGCGUCAUCUGCGACUGAUGUUUACAUUCUCUGUGGGAAGGGGUCUUGCUCUGGCUGGAAGUGGUCAGGCAACAGCGUGACCGGUGGAAAGAAGAGCUCGAGCUGCAAGAAUAUCCCAAGUGGCGCUUCCUGCUGA
Molecule: messenger RNA, 1110 nt
Organism: Cryphonectria parasitica EP155
Lineage: Eukaryota; Fungi; Ascomycota; Sordariomycetes; Diaporthales; Cryphonectriaceae
Product: family 28 glycoside hydrolase
Exons: 3
Coding region: 1-1110 (369 amino acids)
Biological process (GO): pectin catabolic process
Cellular component (GO): extracellular region
Molecular function (GO): polygalacturonase activity
Source: RefSeq, a predicted model, not a curated record